Molecule: messenger RNA, 1119 nt
Organism: Oxyura jamaicensis (ruddy duck)
Lineage: Eukaryota; Metazoa; Chordata; Aves; Anseriformes; Anatidae
Gene: MRPS34
Product: mitochondrial ribosomal protein S34
Exons: 3
Coding region: 42-677 (211 amino acids)
Biological process (GO): mitochondrial translation
Cellular component (GO): mitochondrion; mitochondrial small ribosomal subunit
Molecular function (GO): structural constituent of ribosome
Source: RefSeq, a predicted model, not a curated record
GGGCCGCGGCCGAGGGGGUUCGGCUCGGGGCGGGCGGCGCCAUGGCCCGUAAGAAGCUGCACCGGCCCAUCGCCGCCAUGGCCAAGAAGAUCCGCGAGUACCGGGCGCUGAAGGAGCGGCCGCGGGACUCGCAGCGCUUCGCCCUGGACUACGAGAGCGUGCGGCGGCCCCUGACGCAGAAGCGCCUGCCGGCGCUGGCCUGGCGGGACGCGCGCAGCGAGAGCCGCCUGUUGGCGCUGCUCUGCCGCCUGCCGCGCUUCGGCGUGGGCCGCACGGUCACCCGCAAGUCCUGGCUCUGGGCGCACGACGAGCCCUGCUACUGGGUCAUCGCCAAGGUCCGGGCGGACUACACGGCCGAGAACAUGGACCACGGCAAAGCCUGGGGAUACCUGACCUUCAGAGGCAAAACCGAAAAAGUAAUGAAGGAGAUCGAUAAAGUCAUGUACCAUGACUGGCGUAUGGUGCCCAAGCAUGAGGAGGAGACCUUCAAGAAAUGCACCCCAGUGCCAGAGGAGACCAUUCGGUACCUUCCAUACCCGCCUCUGCUCCGAGCCAUGAUCCUUGCUCAGUGGCAGAAAGAGGGAAGAGAAAUCACAGAGGAGCCACUGAUUGAUCUGAAGGCCGUGGCCUCUCAACUUCAGGUAGCAAAGAAAAAAUCUACAGGGACAUCAGUGUAAAGUCUUGUUCUGUCACCUGAGUUUCCCCCAUGCUUUUGCUGUGUGUGAACAGCACAUCACCGUAACGGAGACCCACUUGCCCACUGUGGUAUGGUGGAUUCAGGUUUCCUAUUUUUCUCCACAGGACUGUAUGGUAACCUCAUCUAAAAGGAAAGGUGCAGAAACAGAUUUUUUUUCCAUAACUUUGGUCUCAGUCAGCAGAGGAACCUUCUUGGUUCCCUGUAUAUUCUCUGAAUAUGUAGCUCCUGUCACCCAGCUACAAUUCUUUGGAGUACAGUUUCCUUAUAGCCUGAAAAAGGAUUUUUUUUUUAAAGAACAUUUUUCAGGUAGUUUAAGUACCUUUGUAAAUCACAGAAAAAUAACUAAAGUGUCACCUUGUUUCCCAGAGCUGUGUGUAAACGUAUCUCUCAGAUUAAAUAAACAAUUUCUUAUUUCCACGGUA